Adineta ricciae is the source of this 1740-nucleotide messenger RNA. The record is from the annotation of a GenBank genome assembly. Lineage: Eukaryota; Metazoa; Rotifera; Eurotatoria; Adinetida; Adinetidae.
AUGGAAAAUUCUUCCGACUCAAAGCCAACCACUAUUGAAUUUAAUGUUGAUCGUAGAUGUCCUAUUCAAUAUAUAACUGUUUACAAUGACCGUGCAGAAGUGACACGUUCAGUACAAUAUCAUUUUAAUGUUCAAGGUACUUAUGACCUUGUAUUCGAAGGUUUUUCACCAUCUGUUGAUUUAACAUCGUUACAUGUAAGUGGUGGAACGGGUAAAGCAUGCACAAUACUCGAAGUAUCUUAUCAAACACGACACGAAGAAGUCAAACUAGAUACCGAAUUGAAACCAUUAGAUCAAUUGCGAAAUGAAUUGGAUCAAAUUCAAAAAAAUCUUGACAAACAUCAACAAGAACUGGCACGAUUGGUAAAACAACGGACAUGGCUUGAUGGACGUGCCACAAAAUUAAUGAAUCAUGAUGAAAAAUUAAGUGGUAGUAAUGAUCUUGAUGUCAUGCAACAAUUUCUGGAAUUCUAUUACAAAAAUUUAACAAAAUUAGAUGAGGAAACAACCAAUGAACAGAAUCAUAUUAAACAAUUAACACAAGAGAAAGAUGGUUUCGAAGCUAAGAUCAGUCAAUAUGGUGCUGAGGGAGAAGCUCACCGUCAAAAAAUAAAACGCGAAGUCACUGUCACAGUUCACAUAGCAUCAGACAAUGUUGAUAUUGCUUUGGAAAUCUCCUAUUUGAUUAGCAACUGUUCAUGGAGAGCUAGUUACGACGUUCGAGUAAACAGUACUGAACUAGAACAACAAAAAACUCAAUUAACUUACUAUGGUAUUAUUGUCAAUCAAAGUCAAGAGAAUUGGUCAAACGUUCAGUUAUCACUAUCAACAGCAAAACCAUCACUCGGUGGUGCUCCACCGAAACUAGCAACACUGAGGAUCGGUUACGAAAUACCUCGGUAUGAUUACCGCAGAGAAAAUUUUGCCGGAUUCGGCGGAAGCUUCGGAGCUCCUAUGCUUAUGUGUGCGAAGAAAUCCCGUCCAUCAUCGAUGAUGCGUGCCUUUACAAGUCUUGGUUCAAGCUCGUUCAACGAACAAGAAGAAAGCACUGCAUCGCCUACAAUCAAUGUUUUAGCAGCUGAAACUGAAGCAAGCAUGUCAAGUUCGAGUUUUUCUAUACCUCGCCGAGCAACAAUCGAUGCUGAUGGAAAACCACAUAAAGUAACCAUUGGUGUACUUGACUUAAGUUCUACGUUUACCUACACAAUCAUACCGAAAUUAUCUUUACAUGCUUAUUUGAAAGCUACAACAACAAACACAUCAGACAAACAACUCCUUGCCGGACCUGCGGCCGUAUUUAUGGAUAAUAACUUCAUUGCCCACAGCUCAAUCGACAACGUUUGUCUAGGUGAUACAUUCGACUUACCAUUAGGAAUGGAUGCAAGUAUUAAAGUUGAAUAUAAACCUGUCAAGAAGGUUACAGAUACGCAAGGUUUAAUUUCUAAAAUCAAUUGCGAAAAUAUUUAUCAUGAAACACGCGUAGUUAAUACUAAAGCAACUGACGUGACUGUUUACAUUUACGAACAAGUCCCAUUAUCGUCAGAUGAGAAGAUCAGAGUAAAACUAUUGAUACCUGAUCUACGAUUAAAGGAACAAGCUUCAAAUUGUACAGUAACAAUGAACGACGCCAAUAAUGUCGAAUGGAAAUGGAUCCUACAGCCAAAAGGAGAAUGCCGAUGUCCGCUGAACUACACCGUCGAUUGGCCAAAAGACAAAAGAGUGGAAUAUAAAGAAGCCUGA